AUGGAAUUUUUAAGUGAACAAGCAUAAAUGCAAACGCCUCAAAGGAAUCGCUAUCAGUAAUAGGAGCCUCUUAGCAUUUAAAAUGGGUAGUUCAACCCGAAUUCUUCAGUAGCAACCAACGAAUUUGACUCACCAAAAAACGAGUAAUUGACUUCAAAUUCAAAAAGAAUGAUGCUGCUUGAGUUUUCGCCGAAAUAAGAGCCUUGCAACCGCUACAAGAAUGUUGUAUUUAGUUGUGAGGAUGAAGAUUCGUCCAAAAAGCAAGAUUUUUUUGAUUAUCAGCAAACUGCCUGCAAGUCUGUCCAAAAGAAAUAGACUUAGCUUCAAAAUAACUCUUCAUCAAAUCGCAAAAUUGAAUACGAAGAAGAUGAAUACAAUUUAACUCCUAUUAGCUCUUCAAAGAAGGGAAAGGCGAUUGAGAGACCAGACGAAGAUGAAAUAUAACAAUUAAAUGAAUUAGAUUAACAAAUGAACGAUAUGAACAUUCAUACGACUUGUAAAAAACAGAGAGGAAAUAGUUAUAGCGGAUUUUCGUAAAACUUUGAAAGCUAACAUUAAAUAAGAAAUAUGAAUCAAAUGUAGGAAUUAGAAUCCCUUCAUUACUAGACAGAUCAUAAUAAUGAGUUAAUUUAUAUGACAUAAAAUCCCUAAUGUUAUUAAAAUGGAUACCAGCACAAAGACAUACCAAUUAACUAGUGUAUCUAGCAGGAAAAAGCUUUGGAUUAUUAAAAAGCAUUUGACAGUAUUAUUGACUUUGUGAACUCUUUCAACUGUAAGUAUCAACAGAUCUCCUCUAAAUUAAGUCCUUCUUGUGUCAUUGAAAUUAAAGACCAGUAAACACUACCUAAGCAAAGAAUGAUUGAUUUAAUGUUUUAGAGCAUCAAUCGUAUCGAAAUUAUAUAAGAAAGUCUAUCUAUGAAAGAAACAAAUCACAGAUAAAUUUCUAUUUAGCACAAUGCUCUCUUCCAUUUAUUUGUUCCUAAUGCUUUUGCAUAGUACCAAAUGUUCUGGAGAGUUUCUCUAACUGUGCCUAACCCAACCAUAACCUACUUAAGUAUUUACUAUUGA
Tetrahymena thermophila SB210 is the source of this 1068-nucleotide messenger RNA. RefSeq lists its product as hypothetical. Lineage: Eukaryota; Ciliophora; Oligohymenophorea; Hymenostomatida; Tetrahymenidae. The record is from RefSeq and is a predicted model, not a curated record. The transcript has 5 exons.